Cuscuta epithymum is the source of this 1740-nucleotide messenger RNA. NCBI's taxonomy places the organism in Eukaryota, Viridiplantae, Streptophyta, Magnoliopsida, Solanales, Convolvulaceae. The record is from the annotation of a GenBank genome assembly.
UCCAAAGUCAAAAAUCCUUACCCGAAUAGUUACCCGAAUAGUUGCUCGUAGAGACGGUAGAGUAGCAGCUGGCUCCUCCAGUGCUCCACCUCCACCUCGCAAGUUCAGUCACCGUCGCCCGCCGUCGUACCAGCCUCCAGCCUCUUGAGUUCCAGUCGGCAGUCAGCCCCAGAAUCCAUAGAUAACUGAUCCACCUGUCCACCAGGCACUAGUGCACCGCCUCCACGAUUCCACAGCAGCACAGCUCCACUCCUGUGCAGUUUGGUGCCUCAUACACACACAGAUAAGCAGAAAGGAAGAGAGUAGAGUGAAUUGGUUUCAAUCACAGGAAGAAAUGAAUCAGAAAGAAGCAAUGCCACAGGACACUGCACCACUGGAGAAACGGCCAGGAGUCCUCCUUGUUGGAUCUGCCAACGUUGGAAAACGUACCCUUGUCUCUCGAUUGCUCUCGAUAGAUUUGGAAGACACCACUGAUACAACAUCUGGGUUACUUGCCUUUGGGUGGUCAAUGAACACAAAAUACUACACUGCUGAUGUUACUGUUUGGUUGGCCAAUCUCCAUAAAAAGUUUUCAGUCCGGUCUCUUCCAAUAUUUGAUCAGUUGGCUGCGUUGGUGAUGGUUUUUGAUAUAAGUAAUGUUUCAUCUUUUAUUGAACUUAAAGAUUGGGUGUCUCACACGGAUAUUCAGAAGUUUGAUAUUUUGCUAUGCAUUGGCAACAAAGUGGAUCUUCUUCCUGGUCAUUCAGGUCACGUUGAGUAUAGACGCCGGCUGCUGAAAUAUGCAGAAUCUGCUGGUAGUUCAUACACUGAAAUAUUUAACUCUGGCAUUGACGAGACAGAAGGGAGUAAUCUAUUGGGAGGUGAAGAUGAAUCCUCAUUGGGGAUUAAGAAUGCCUGCAUGGAAUGGUGCAGUGAACACAACAUAGAAUAUGUUGAAGCAUGUGCAUCGAAUGUUGAUUUUGACAAGUGUUUAUCUGUUGAUGGUGAUUCACAGGGCGUCGAGCGACUUGAAGGGGCACUAUCGGCAUAUAUGUGGCCUGGAAUGGUACUAAAGUCUGGUGAUAAAAUAAAUGCACCUUCAUUACCCCAAGAUCAAGACGUGUCAGAUGAAGAAUCUGAAUAUGAACUGGAAUAUGAAAUCCUAUCCGCCGGUUCUGAGGAUCGAUGGGAGGACAACGCAGGAGGAGGCUGGGUAUCUGCAGAUGGUCCUAUUGCAAUCACUGAAUCAAGCAAACAAAAGGAGAGUGGUAGUGAAGAAGGCAAUUAUAGUGAAAUGAAUCUCGUCAUUGGAGACAACGAGCUCCCAAAACCAGAACAACCUUGCCUGCAGGGAAUGGUUGGAGAAGUAGAAUUGCUGGGAAAAUCUGAAACUGAUAACGACACAACAACAUACAAAUUUGAAGAUUUGGAGCAGCUAAUGGGUGAGAUAGGGAACAUGCGUGAUAGUUUGAGGUUGAUGCCGGAUUUUCAGAGGAGGGAGAUGGCGGCAAAUCUGGCCAUGAAGAUGGCAUCCAUGUUUGGGGAUAGCAGUGGAGAUGAAGACGGAAUGUAGUGAUUCAAGACUGACUGUUCUUGUACACAUUUGUUAUUUAAUAAUGUACUAAAUGUCUCAUGUAUACACCAUCAUUGAACUUGUGUUGAUUUAAUUUGUUACACCCUAUAAUGUUUUAUUGUUAGUUAUUUUUCAGUUUCGUUUGCCACUUGCUAUGUGUAAUAGGUCUAACGGGGAGAAAUGCUAUG